AUGCCUUCCCAUCCGCGGGUAGAAGAAGUCGAGGACAGCGACCUUGAAAUGUCCGACCCCUCCGAGGGCGACAUCGACGACUUCGCCGAAUCCGACAUUCUCGUCCAGCGCGGCGCUCCUCCCGCCUACGCCUCCAAAGUCAUGCCCGGGCCGUCCUUCACCCCUCUCUCCGCCGCCCACCGCGCGCAGGCCGAAAAGCAACACCAACAAUUCCAAGCCGCCCAAGCCGCCCAAGCCGCCCAGGCAGCCGCCGCUCAACAACAACGCCAACAACCCCCUCCCCAAUACUCCCAACGACAAGCCUACACCCAACCCCCCGGCUACCCCGAAAUACAAACCACCACCGACGACUCGGCCUACAAAUCCUUCCAGUGCCUGUACCCGUGCUACUUCGACGCCACGCGCUCGCGCGCCGAAGGCCGGCGCGUGUCCAAGGAGCUUGCCGUGCCCAACCCUUUGGCAACCGAAAUCGUCAACGCCUGCGCGCAGCUCCGCCUCUCCGUCGUCUUGGAAGCGGGCAAGCUUCACCCCAAGGACUGGGCCAACCCGGGCCGCGUGAAGGUUAAUCUCAAAGAAUUCAUCCGCCUCCAUGGCGAAAAUGGAAAGCUGAAGAAUAAACACCACUUGUAUAUCCUCGUGGCGCAGCAUCUGAAGAAACAUCCUACUACGGAUGAGUCGCCGGCGUUGAGGGUCGUGGUUAGGGGCGCCGGCCCGCCGCCGAGGGAGAUGUUGGAGGAGGGAAAGAAGUGGCCGCGGCCGGCGGUGCCGAGGGGGUGGAAGAUGAGUGAGCUUUUGCCGUAUUAUAGUCCUGCGAUGACGGGGGGUGGGGUUAGUGAGAAUUUCUUGAAGGAUAUGAUGAAGGAGAUGGGGCCCGGAGGCAUGCCGGGGAUGCCGGGUAUGCCAGGAGGAGCGGGAGCAGGAGCUGGGGGAGGAAUGCCGGAUAUGGCGAGUUUGUUGCAGGGGAUGGGAGGGAUGGGGGGUUUGAGUGGGUUGGCUAAUAUGUUGGGGGGAAUGGGGGGAAUGGGUGGGAUGGGAGGCAGUGGUGCGACGAGUCCGGGGGCGAGUGGAAGUGAGGCGGCGGGGAAGAAGAAGGGGAAGGGGAAGAAAUAGGGUGCUAGGGGGUUGUGAGGGGAUGGCGAUGGUGAGGGGGAGGAUGUGAGAAGGAUGGGUUGAGACGGAGGGACAGGAGAAGGAUGGUCAUGACUGAAGAUUCACCUGCCAGCAAGACUUUUCAUUGCUUACUAAAUACAUAAUGAACAACAGCGUACACUGCAAAAAGCGGUUUACAAAGAAAGCAAUAAUACGAUGUACUUUUACGAAGCCCGGUGGUCGGGUACCUCACUCAGCAAGUGAUGGUGAACUAUCUUCAAGGUCAGCACCGAGUGAGUGGUGCUGUCCACCACCAUAGGGGAAAUUCCGACCCUGUAUCCAACUUCGAGGAAAGAAUCAUCUCAAGAUAUCGAAAUCAUCAACCCAAAAUCGAGUCAACGAACUCCUUACCAAAAGCCGUUUGACUCACCUUCACCC
Molecule: messenger RNA, 1527 nt
Organism: Neurospora tetraspora
Lineage: Eukaryota; Fungi; Ascomycota; Sordariomycetes; Sordariales; Sordariaceae
Exons: 1
Coding region: 1-1110 (369 amino acids)
Biological process (GO): SRP-dependent cotranslational protein targeting to membrane, signal sequence recognition; SRP-dependent cotranslational protein targeting to membrane
Cellular component (GO): signal recognition particle, endoplasmic reticulum targeting
Molecular function (GO): 7S RNA binding
Source: RefSeq, a predicted model, not a curated record